GGGGGCAGAAGAAGUCGUGUGGGCUUAGAGUCAACACAGCGCUGCACUCUUGUGUUUAUACGAUCUGUAGAGGCUUUAACGUCAACCUAAGACACUCCAUAACAAGUCCCCACAUCUAUGCUGCCGUUCACCAUUUUGCCAUCGCGUCAGUUGUAGCCGGAGCGCAUGGAGUCGGUGCUGAAAAGGUCGGUGAGGUGUUCAGCGGACAAGAGAUCAUCCAGCUAAUGUUAGUUAGCCGCAGCCAGCCGCGGACUGCACGGUGCGGACUAGAGAGUGGAGAAGCUCGCUGCCCACUCUGCUGACGGACAGACGGACGGACACCGACCUGAAACAAUGGGCCUCAUCUUCGCCAAACUGUGGAGCUUCUUCUGUAACCAAGAGCACAAAGUGAUAAUCGUUGGACUAGAUAAUGCUGGGAAAACCACCAUCCUCUACCAGUUUCUGAUGAAUGAGGUCGUCCACACGUCACCCACCAUCGGCAGCAACGUGGAAGAAAUAGUUGUGAAGAACACCCACUUUCUGAUGUGGGAUAUAGGAGGACAAGAGUCUCUCAGGUCCUCCUGGAACACCUACUACUCCAAUACAGAGUUCAUCAUUCUGGUGGUGGACAGCACGGACAGAGAGAGGCUGGCCAUCUCCAAAGAGGAGCUCUACAAGAUGUUGGCUCAUGAGGACCUGCGGAAAGCAGCUGUGUUGAUAUUUGCCAAUAAGCAGGAUAUGAAGGACUGUAUGUCUGCAGCGGAGAUCUCCAAAUACCUCACCCUGAGCUCCAUCAAAGACCACCCCUGGCACAUACAGUCCUGCUGUGCACUUACAGGAGAGGGUUUAUGCCAAGGCCUCGAGUGGAUGACCUCAAGGGCUGGACUCAGAUAGCCCCUCCCCCUGCCUUCGAUGGCCUGACUACCUGCACCACCUAUCCAGUGGCAACAACAGCUUGUCCUUACUGGCUUAUUCCUACCUUUUAUUUUUUUUUUAAUGAAAAACUUGGACUUUUACCUCUGGAGACGACAUGGGAUGGAGAAGCGUCGACACCUUCCACGGCGUCACUGUCACAGUGGAAGCUGGUGUUUCUCAGAGUCGAUGGAAACGUGACCAGAACUGAUGAACUGACCUGGUUAUCUGGAACGAGAAGUCGCUUUCACAGCAAAGACGAGAAUCAUUUCAGUAAGUUAAGAGCAUGUCCAAGUGUAAAGCAGGGCUGCGCCGGAUACUUACCCCACAUAUCAUGUUCUGUGACGCCAUAUCUUUAAGAGUAUGCCAUGAACAUCACAUUGGUGCAGCUCCAUCGUUGUUUUUGGCCUGUUAGUUUGUUCGUGUUCAGGUAAAUUGACAGGACAAACAAAGGGAUUACAAGCAGUAUUUUAACACCAGUUCUGAGGGGAAAGGUGGCACAAAGGAGUUUUCAGAAUAAUGUUCUCAUGCUUUUUUUUCCGUUAUUGCUUCGAGCACAGCCGUUAACAUGUUACACGAUUUCAGUUUCAUAAGCUACAUUUUUGGUUAUUUUCACACUAGAACUUAUUGGUGCCGAAAUGUGGUCAAAUACGAAUCUCCCUUCUUCGUUACCUUUGAACCUGUAUUUGUCAGCAUGCAAAAUAUUUUCUCCUUAAACUACAAUUAAGUCAGCUGUUUUUUUAAUUUUGCAAAGCAUUAAAUGGCUGAAUUAAGUGCAAGUAAAAUGCUCAGUUUUAAUAACAGUAUUUUAAAUUUAAACACUGUUUUGUCAAUGAUGCGUUAAGAUUUUUAUUUAAUUUUAUGCUUUUUGUUUUGGCUUUUAUAGGGAGUGCAGGUUUGCUCGUGGCGUGUUAGUAUCUAGGACUGUUUUGUAUUAACAGUGGUGCUCUGCAGGUGUGUGACUGAUCCACUGCAUCCUUAUAUUAAUUUUCCUAAGCCAUUUUGGCGCAUAUUCCACUUUUGACAUUUUGUACUUUUUAAACAAAGGGAUCAGAAACAGCCACCAUCAAAUCGGUGCCACACAUCUAUGGCGAAGUCGUUACUCAUCCUGGACUUUAAGGUUCAGUAGCAUUAAUAUCUUAAUAUUUUGGCCAUCAUUGAGUUACAAUACUUGAUCCUCAGCCUUAACCGUUCUGUUCUGAGUGUCUGGAGGACCGUAUGUGUGCGAAUCUGGCAGUCUACCCAUGACUUUCUUUUUUUUUUAACCCUUUUUUCCCUCUUUGACCCGGUAUACAAAUUCCUUGAACAGAUCUAUGCACGUGUCACUUUGAAACCAUGUCUACCUUUUGCGAGUUCCACAGCGGCCAAAAAGGAGGAGGUGCAUGAGUUUCACUGAGUCUGGGUCUCGAGAGUGAAGUCUGUUGUGGGACAGUUUUACACUACAAGGAAAAAGGUUAACUGUGCAGCCCCAGGACUCCUUGCAGCAUUACGGUUUACAACUUUUGCCUCGAUCUCACAGCGCAAGGGGACUGAUCUGUCUUUGUGGAGGUGUCCAGUCUGGGUCAUGUACUGUAUUUCAGUUUUAGUUUCAUUAAAAGUUUGUUUUGAACUUUAA
Molecule: messenger RNA, 2506 nt
Organism: Plectropomus leopardus (leopard coralgrouper)
Lineage: Eukaryota; Metazoa; Chordata; Actinopteri; Perciformes; Serranidae
Gene: arl8
Product: ADP-ribosylation factor-like 8
Molecular function (GO): GTP binding; GTPase activity
Source: RefSeq, a predicted model, not a curated record